UCAUCAAUGAGAUACGUGUGCAAGUGUCAUUACUAGAAUUGAGUGAUAAUUCAAGUAAGGAGCUGGUUUCAAAAGAAUUAUUACAGAAUCAACUUUUGAAGCUGGAUAUUAAUCAUGAUGAUGUCAAUGGAGCUGCAGCUGAUGAUGCUUUGUUUGGAGCCAAAAAAUUUGAUGCAACAAGUAGCCAAAGGAAUGCAUAA
Molecule: messenger RNA, 200 nt
Organism: Ambispora gerdemannii
Lineage: Eukaryota; Fungi; Glomeromycota; Glomeromycetes; Archaeosporales; Ambisporaceae
Source: the annotation of a GenBank genome assembly